AUGAAGCUAUCGUCCGCCCUGCUGGCCGCCUACUUAGGCUUUACGUUCGCUCAUGAUGACCGCUCGGGCCGACACCUCCCCAAAAUCCUGGGAGGAAGGAAGUUGUUCUCUGGGUUAGAGUCCAGAGCGAAGCCAGCAACCUUUGGACCUUCUGUCGCCAGAAGGCAGUUUGCUCCAGGCAACCCACGAGGUAGCUUACAGGGACGCCAAGAUGAGGAUGUAGACGGCGAAUGCGGACCGGGAAUCGGAAUUUGCCCCUCCGGUUACUGUUGCUCUGCUGAAGGUUGGUGUGGCAAAGGAAAGGACUAUUGCUCCGCGCCCGACUGCCAGAUGAACUAUGCCUCUGCUUGUGAUGCAAACCAAAAGCCAAGCGGUGCUGAUACUGCAGGGAUUGCUCGGCCCAAACUUGGGAGCGUUCUCUAUGGAGGAGCUGGCAUUUACGACUGCAUCAACCCGGGUGAAAUCGCGUUGACUUUUGACGAUGGGCCUUACCUAUACACAAACGACCUCCUUGACAAGCUAAAGAGUUACGGAGCAAAGGCAACCUUCUUUAUCACAGGGAACAAUCUGGGCAAGGGGCAUAUCAAUGACCCCUCGACCCCUUAUCCUGCUAUCAUCAAGAGAAUGCAUGCCGAGGGACAUCAGAUUGCUAGCCAUACCUGGUCUCAUCAGAACGCCAGCCAGCUGACCAAUUCGCAAUUCACGAACCAGAUGGUCUGGAACGAGAUCGCACUCAACUCUAUUCUUGGCUUUUUCCCAACGUAUAUGAGACCCCCUUAUUCCAUCUGCGAGAGGAAUUGCCAGAACAUACUCUCGACCCUCGGCUACCACGUAAUAUAUUUCGACCUUGACACCGAGGGCUAUUUGCACGACAGCCCGACACAAAUCCAAACCAGCAAGGACAUCUGGGACGAUACCAUUGCCGACACCGACCCAUCAAGAGACAGCUUCCUCCAAAUCGAACACGACAUCCACUCUCAGGUGGUCUACAACCUCACCGACUACAUACUCACCUCCCUCUUCUAUUCGGGGUACAAGUCGGUGACGGUGGGUGAGUGUCUGGGCGAUCCCCGAGAAAACUGGUACCGCGCAGGACCAGCAGGAAGCGGCUCUACCAGUACUCGCACCAGCAUUGCCCCUGGUACAUCGCAACCAGGGGUUAGCACGAGGACUACCAUUCCCGUCGGUCCCACGGGCGUCAACGGUCCCAGCACUGACGGCACCUGUGGAAACGGCGCGACCUGUGCCGGCACCAGAUGGGGAAAUUGCUGCUCCAUCUUUGGCUACUGCGGCAGAGGUGCAGAGUUUUGCUCGCUCGAAAAUGGGUGCCAGCCUGAAUGGGGAAGCUGCAUGGACUCGCCCGUGUCAAGUUCCCCAAUACCUACCAGGUCGACAGUGAUAUCCACGAGGUCAACAAUACCUACCAGAUCAACCGUGAUCAUACCCACCAGAUCAACGGUCAUAAUACCCCCCAGCUCAACGGCCGCAACACCCACCAGAUCAACGGUGAUAAUACCUACCAGAACAACAGUGGUCCAGCCAACCUCGACCGGUCUCGCCGUAAGCCGCGAUGGACGCUGUGGCGCUGCGGUGAGGCAGACGUGCAAGGGCAGAAGGUGCACCUCUAGCGUCCUUGAGUGCCUGGCUAUUUUGGGUUGCCAAAGGAACUAUGGAGAGUGCACACUGGGUGUCUAA
Molecule: messenger RNA, 1695 nt
Organism: Canariomyces notabilis
Lineage: Eukaryota; Fungi; Ascomycota; Sordariomycetes; Sordariales; Chaetomiaceae
Product: carbohydrate esterase family 4 protein
Exons: 8
Coding region: 1-1695 (564 amino acids)
Biological process (GO): carbohydrate metabolic process
Molecular function (GO): chitin binding; hydrolase activity, acting on carbon-nitrogen (but not peptide) bonds
Source: RefSeq, a predicted model, not a curated record